Messenger RNA from Polistes dominula (European paper wasp), 907 nucleotides. RefSeq lists its product as uncharacterized. Lineage: Eukaryota; Metazoa; Arthropoda; Insecta; Hymenoptera; Vespidae. The record is from RefSeq and is a predicted model, not a curated record.
AUGGAGUCUAAGAGAAGAGGAGUUGAUAAAUUAAAUAGAUCUGAAUCUUUUAUUUGUCCAGGAAAUUGUCGGUCCCUUGCUUCAUCGACUUUGAGAACACCAUCAAGAAGAAACUAUUCGAUUGCACCGACUGAGCUGAGUUUCCAACCGAUGACGGAUAUUACAGGCAUACGACAAGUUAUCGAGCGAGUUUAUUGUGGUGAUAUUACCAAUACCGCGAAAUUUGUUUUUAACGUAAUGCCUUACGUGCAAGACGGUGGUACGGCCCUGCGGGAAAUUUUUGAAAAAAAUUUGCAAAAUUUUCGAGAGAUUGUAGAAGAUGUCGUCGAUCAAAUGAUACAGGAUGAAACUGACGUUACGAUUCAUGCUCUUAAUGAUAUCAAAGAUAAGUUUCGAGGAUUAUCGAAAGCUACAGCUCGGAGAAUAACGAAAAUAAAAAAACGUCUUCAUGAGAUUUCACCGGACUUUGACUGGAGAGCUGAUGGAAAAGAUACAAAGAAACUUUCUAAAUUAUUAGUUACGAAACCCCCCGAGAUCAGAUCAGAGCAGUCUGACCCAACAGAAAAACUCGUUCACCGAGUUUUCAUGCGAGGACAAUGGUUGAAGAAAGAAUUGUUACGUUUGCAAGAAGAAAACGCUAAACUUGGAAUAUAUUUGAAUAAAUUUCGAUCCCUGGCGGAGGAAAGAAAGGAAGAGGAAUUGCAUGUACCGCGUAUCUUGGAAAAAGAAAAGAAAUAUCUCGAAAAAGAAUUGAACGAGUUGCGUCAAAUUUACAAAAGAAAUUUGUCAAUCAUCGAGCAACUUUAUAUUGAUUAUCGAAAAUGUGCAAUCGAUCCAGAAAUUAAUUGUACGGUACUUCAACAGGAACAUUAUGAUUAAUAAAAUCCAAAAUGUUUUUUUUUUCCUC